AUAGCUUUGAGAAUAUUUCUUCCUGAUACAUAUACAUUUAAGUUAACUAACUUAAUUUUUAUCAAUUUUAGGAUAUUUCUUUUUAUGGUCUACAUUGCAGCUUCUGUCCUCCAAAUGACUUGAUCUCUUUCUUACAUUAUUUAUGAUUUUCAUCGUUUUGGAUAAAUCAAUACUCCCAUUACAAACAAAAAAAAUGAAACUUAUUACAUAAUCAACACACUUUUCCGUGCGUAGCGCGGAGAAAAACUCUAGUGGUUAUAAUCCACAGAUCUGUCACACCCAAAAACCACAAAAGCCCAAACAAAUUUAACAUUCAUUUAAUGACGUGGAAGAUUGCUGUAUUUUUACUGGUUGAUUUUCCUAUCCUAGCUGGAUAUCUUUAGAAAACUUGGUAUCUUCUUUUUAGUAGUGUUAUUAUAGAUUUGUAAAUUUGUAUAUUAUUUUUCUUAAAUAAUUAAUAGGGGAAUUAAUAAGAGGUUUUAAUAAUUAUAUUCAAAUAGUUGAUGUUUAUGUUUUAAUAGUAUUGAUUUCAGUUUUCAAUCACUUUCUGUAGUUUUGGUCUCUAUUAAGAAAAACAAAAAAAUAUUUAAAAUAUUUUAGUUUCAACAAAUUUUUAAAAAAACAUCUUUAGAUUUAGUUUUUAAUUAAUGAAUAAACUAAAAGAGGCGUAAAUCUGUAAGCUUUUACACUUGUAAUUUUCAUUAAGAAAUAACUCAAAAAGGAAUAUUAAUUAAUUUCAAUCAACAAUUAAGAAAUAAUAGGAGAAGUGGUUAGCAAGAUUGAGACGAAGACCAAAUCAUACUAAACAUAAAACUUAUUGACGACGUUGAUUUCGAUGCCACCCCCACUUCCACCACUAUAUAUACAAACCCCUCAAAAAUCCUAAAGAAUGUAUAAAUCACAUCUCAGUUUAUAAAAGAAAAAAAAAACCGUCAAUGAGUAUCCGUCGCAGAUUACCGAGGACGAAGCUCCCCACUCAAAACGACGACGUCGUCACUCCUCGUCGAAGAGGCUCCGACGCGCUUCCUCUCCCGUUACACGUAACAAACUUCUUUUUCAGCUUCCUCUUCGCCGGCACCGUCUACUUCCUCCUCAUCCGGCGCGGCGAUAAGAUCAGCACCUCGACGCCUCUCCGCGUCGUCAACCUCUCCGAGAUCCUUUCACUCAUCGGAGUCAUCGCUUCGUUAAUCUACCUCAUCGGUUUCCUCGGCGUCGGUUUCGUCCAAUCCGUCUUUCUCCGAUCAUCCCCCGACGACGACGACGUUUGGGACGUCAACGACAUCGAUUGUCCUCUCUCAAUUCAAUCCCUCGAUGAACCUCCUCGCGAGUCUGAUCUUACUUCCGAGGAAGACGAAGAGAUCGUCAAGUCCGUGAUCGACGGAACCACCUCGUCUUACUCACUCGAGGCGAAGCUCGGAGACUGCAAGCGAGCCGCGGCGGUUAGACGAGAAGCGGUUCAGAGGAUAACUGGAAGAUCGUUAACCGGACUUCCUUUAGAAGGUUUCGAUUACGAUUCGAUAUUGGGACAGUGCUGCGAGAUGCCGGUUGGUUACGUUCAGAUUCCGGUUGGGAUCGCCGGACCUUUGUUGCUCGACGGGAGAGAGUACUCGGUGCCAAUGGCGACCACGGAGGGUUGUUUGGUUGCGAGUACCAACAGAGGGUGCAAGGCUAUUCACUUGUCUGGUGGCGCUUUCAGUGUUCUCAUGAAGGAUGCAAUGUCUAGAGCUCCUGUGGUUAAGUUCCCUUCUGUCAGAAGAGCUGCUCUUGCCAUGUUUUAUCUACAGGAUCCUGCUCAUUUCAAGAGACUCUCUCUUAUUUUCAACAAGUCGAGUAGGUUUGCUAGGCUUCAGAGUAUCACUUGCUCGAUUUCUGGGAGGAAUCUUUAUCCGAGGUUUGCGUGUGGUACUGGCGAUGCUAUGGGGAUGAACAUGGUCUCCAAAGGUGUUCAGAAUGUCUUGGAGUUUGUCAAGACAGAGUUUCCUGACAUGGUUGUUAUUGGCAUCUCAGGGAAUUGCUGUUCGGACAAGAAAGCCUCGGCUAUAAACUGGAUCCAAGGACGUGGAAAGCAUGUUGUGUGUGAAGCUCUUAUUAAAGGUGAGAUUGUGAAGAAUGUGUUGAAGACUAGCGUAGAGGAUCUUGUCGAGCUUCACGUGCUCAAGAACCUUACUGGUUCAGCUAUGGCUGGUUCCCUUGGUGGAUUCAAUGCUCAUGCAAGCAAUAUAGUCAGCGCUGUCUUCAUCGCCACUGGCCAAGACCCUGCUCAGAACGUGGAGAGCUCUCACUGUAUCACCCAGUUUGAAGCUGAAGGCGAAGACCUUCACGUCUCUGUCUCUAUGCCUUGCAUUGAGGUUGGUACUGUUGGAGGUGGGACACAGCUUGCAUCACAGUCAGCUUGUUUGAACCUGCUCGGUGUAAAAGGAUCAUCAAGCGACGAGGAGAAAGCUGGCUCGAACGCAAGGCAACUGGCGAGAAUUAUUGCUGGUUCGGUUCUUGCGGGAGAGCUGUCGCUAAUGUCUGCUAUUGCAUCUGGACAGCUUGUAAAGAGCCACAUGAAGUACAACAGAUCCAGCAGAGACAUUGGCCCUUCAUCUCAACUGAACAGAUGAGCAUGAAACAGAUAAUAAAACAAAUUAGUAAAAAAAAAGAUUUGAUCUAGUAACCUUCAUUUGUUUGUUCUUCAUUGAUUGACCCCGUUUCUAGCUAUGUAUGUAUUCCGAACUACCUUAUUUAUUAUGUAAAGACAAUUUAGUACUUUCAUGGCUUUUAGAUCAUGAAUAGUCUUUGAUAAGUGACCGUUUGAUUAUCUUACUACGUUUUAAACCAA
Molecule: messenger RNA, 2824 nt
Organism: Raphanus sativus (radish)
Lineage: Eukaryota; Viridiplantae; Streptophyta; Magnoliopsida; Brassicales; Brassicaceae
Product: 3-hydroxy-3-methylglutaryl-coenzyme A reductase 2
Exons: 4
Coding region: 936-2606 (556 amino acids)
Biological process (GO): isoprenoid biosynthetic process; sterol biosynthetic process; coenzyme A metabolic process
Cellular component (GO): peroxisomal membrane; endoplasmic reticulum membrane
Molecular function (GO): protein binding; hydroxymethylglutaryl-CoA reductase (NADPH) activity
Source: RefSeq, a predicted model, not a curated record